Molecule: messenger RNA, 1119 nt
Organism: Pelobates fuscus (common spadefoot toad)
Lineage: Eukaryota; Metazoa; Chordata; Amphibia; Anura; Pelobatidae
Gene: WNT1
Product: Wnt family member 1
Exons: 4
Coding region: 1-1119 (372 amino acids)
Biological process (GO): cell fate commitment; canonical Wnt signaling pathway; neuron differentiation
Cellular component (GO): extracellular region
Molecular function (GO): cytokine activity; frizzled binding
Source: RefSeq, a predicted model, not a curated record
AUGAGGAUCCUCACAUUUUUAGCCGGCCUCAACACUCUGUGGGUUUUAGCCUUUUCUUCUCUGUCCAAUACACUGGCCGUAAAUAACAGCGGGAAAUGGUGGGGUAUAAUAAAUGUGGCUUCCACUGGCAAUGUCCUUCCUGGAUCGGACAACGCCCCAGUUCCUUUGGUGCUGGAUCCAAGUCUGCAGCUUUUAAGUAGGAAGCAAAGACGUCUAAUCCGCCAGAACCCUGGAAUCCUGCAGAGUAUCACCCGGGGGCUGCUUAGUGCCAUACGAGAGUGCAAGUGGCAGUUCAGAAAUCGGCGCUGGAAUUGCCCCACUGGGCCUGGCAACCAGGUGUUCGGAAAAAUUAUUAACAGAGGUUGCAGAGAGACAGCAUUUGUAUAUGCCAUUACCAGUGCUGGAGUGGCUCAUUCGGUGGCCCGUUCCUGUUCUGAAGGUUCUGUUGAGUCCUGCUCUUGUGAUUAUCGGCGUAGAGGGCCAGGGGGACCUGACUGGCAAUGGGGAGGCUGUAGUGACAACAUUGAAUUUGGCCGUUUGAUUGGAAAAGAAUUUGUAGACUCCAGUGAAAGAGGAAGAGACCUAAAAUAUAUGGUGAAUCUGCACAAUAACCAGGCUGGAAGAAUGAAUGUGCUUGCAGAGAUGCGCCAGGAGUGUAAAUGUCAUGGCAUGUCUGGUUCCUGUUCUCUCCGUACAUGUUGGAUGCGACUUCCUCCAUUCCGUUCUGUGGGUGAUGCUCUGAAAGAUCGUUUUGAUGGUGCCUCCAGAGUCACCUACAGCAAUAAUGGUAGCAAUCGGGGGAACUCUCGUAGUGACCCACCACACUUAGAACCGGAGAACCCUACCCAUGCCAUGCCCUCCUCAAGGGACCUGGUCUACUUUGAGAAGUCUCCUAACUUCUGCAGCUAUAAUGAAAAGGCAGGAACACCUGGAACCGUUGGUCGUAUAUGUAAUAGCACAUCUUUAGGGCUUGAUGGAUGUGAGCUCCUGUGCUGUGGCCGAGGUUACCGAAGCAGAGCUGAGAAGGUCACUGAACGGUGUCAUUGUACCUUCCACUGGUGCUGCCAUGUAACCUGCUUGAACUGCACCAGCACACAGAUGGUUCAUGAAUGUUUGUGA